AUUACAGAAGUCUGUUGUGUGUUAUAUGACCAAGGUGCUUCCUGUUUCCCUGCUUUUCCCUAUCCUGCCAUACCUUACAGGCUUGCCCUCGCUCGUAUCUUAGAACAGUGGUCAUACAAGCUGAACAUGAACUCUGCUCCAUCGUAAACUCAUGAUUGAAUGGAGUCACGUAGAUAGUGUGUGUUAAGUAUAAAAUAGUAUGUGUGUGAAGAUGAAGGGCUAUAGUUUGCUGUGUUUAAUAUUUCUGGCCCCUGUCACAGUUAUUGGACAAACGACACCAGAUCGUGAGUAGCAAUUUUUUUCUGUUGAAAUCUGUAAAGAAAGCCUGUCUUUUAGUAUGAGUAGGAUAUGUAUUACUGUAGCAUUGAAUCAGAUGACAUGGUUUUGGGGGGGUAGGUUAGGCACUCUGUUUGAAGAUAGUGCUUUUUAUCAAAUUGUGUCUUCAUUUCUCAUGAUGUUGCUGGGCCAAAUCACUAUCUCGUUUCAGUUACAUGUUUUCUUUUUACAUCCAGCAAGUUGUGUAACAGUAGAUGACUUUGAAGUGUGCACAGGAACUGCAUAUCCAUGCAAUGUUGAGAAAAGCAAAUGCUACUGUAAGGACAAGAAACCUUUCUGUAGGUGUAACAACUACAUAGACAAGUGGUACAUAGGGGAGAAGUGUGACUUUGAGUGGACGAUAUUGAACUUUGCCCUGGUAUCAUCUCUACCAGGACUGGCCCUGGUUGUUAUUGUUGGUGUGAUAGUCCAGUGUGUCCAUUACUUAAGGAAACCAGCAAAGAAACAAAAGGAUCGGACAACUGGUUACACAAACUAUGCAAUGUCACCGACAACAUAUUAUGAAAAUAACCAAGAUGACAUGUUCUCCAACACAGUGUUUGCCUCAGACAUGCCGAAUCAGGCCAAAGCCUCCCAGUGUCCAGCCCGCCCAGGAGAGGUUUCCCAUAUCCAACUUACCCAACCGCCCUUACAGCCUUCAACCAAACGGCAUGCUGCCCACUUUAGACAGAUUGUCUUCGACCAACCCUACAAGCCAGCCAUAAACUACGCUACAGGUAUGACGCAGCCCUUGGGUAACCCCCAUCCCAAGUCUCCAUCGCCAAGGAACCCGUAUGAAGACAAAGCGCCACCUCCAGACUGUUAUGACGACCAGCACAUGAGACCAACACACCCCCCACCAGGACUCAAAGGCAUGAUGAGAGAAGGCAUGUCUGGGUAUCCUGCGCCCAGUUCACAUGCUCCCCUCUAUUCGGCACCGGAGUACAACCCCAGUUCCCAGUUUCCCAGAGCCCAGAUAGGGAGACACUGCUGAGGACAAACAGGGGUAACCAUGGCCUGAAUUAGAACACCACCAAUUUCACUAUCACAAUUCAAAAAAGUUCAACUCGUAUAUAAUUUAAAGUGAGUGGAAAAUGUAAACAUUCAAGGACUUUGUAAACUUUAAUUUAACAUACUAAAAAUGUAUUGUGGCUGGCUGCUAAGUUUUAUGAGUAAUCCACAUUGACUGAUUAUGAAAUUGGCUCAUAUUUUUGCUGUUUUAAGGUUUAUUGUUUGACAAUUUUGUUACUAAUAAAGGCUAUUAUUCCUAGA
Molecule: messenger RNA, 1587 nt
Organism: Oncorhynchus keta (chum salmon)
Lineage: Eukaryota; Metazoa; Chordata; Actinopteri; Salmoniformes; Salmonidae
Exons: 7
Coding region: 338-1309 (323 amino acids)
Source: RefSeq, a predicted model, not a curated record